AUGUUUCUCUUGGUAUCUUUACCUCAGCUUUAUCCACUGUCGGAACUUGUUGCUGGCGUGUCACUGGCAUCCUUGAAGAAGGUCCACCUGGAGCAAGCCCUGGUGCAGUACCUGAACGAGUUCCACCCGUGCAAGUGCGCCCCCUGUCAGAACAACGGCAAGGCGGUGCUGAUUGGGACUACCUGCGAGUGCGUCUGUCAGAAUGGGACGUAUGGCGAGUCCUGUGAGAAAGUGAUUGACUCCGUCUUCGGUAUCCCUCUAGUAAAAGUCGACGUUGACGGGAGCUGGAGCUGCUGGACCGGCUGGUCGGUCUGCUCGGCUUAUUGCGACGGCGGGAAGAGCUAUAGGCAACGCUUCUGCGACAACCCGUAUAACUCCAGCAGGGGCCAGUUCUGCAUGGGGGACGAAAAUGACUCCAAAACCUGCAAUGUCUUCCCCUGUGACGGGCCUGGUACCACGCUGUUCCCGGGGGCUCCCCCUACCUCAGCGCCGCAGACUGGUGAGAAGAUCGUGACUGUGUCCGUACUGGCCGUAGUCGCCUGCCUGGCUGUGAUCGGGCCCGUGCUGGCCUUCCGAUUCGGCUGGAGGAGGAGGAGGCUGGAAUCUUACGCCAGCCUGAGCGACACUACGCCGAUUGUGAAAGCCUAGUACUGUCUCAGACCU
Molecule: messenger RNA, 663 nt
Organism: Branchiostoma floridae (Florida lancelet)
Lineage: Eukaryota; Metazoa; Chordata; Leptocardii; Amphioxiformes; Branchiostomatidae
Product: complement component C7-like
Exons: 3
Coding region: 1-648 (215 amino acids)
Biological process (GO): immune response
Cellular component (GO): membrane attack complex
Source: RefSeq, a predicted model, not a curated record